Penicillium nucicola is the source of this 981-nucleotide messenger RNA. Its product is annotated as dihydrodipicolinate synthase family protein. The coding region runs from base 1 to 981 and encodes 326 amino acids. Gene Ontology annotation, molecular function: 4-hydroxy-tetrahydrodipicolinate synthase activity. NCBI's taxonomy places the organism in Eukaryota, Fungi, Ascomycota, Eurotiomycetes, Eurotiales, Aspergillaceae. The transcript has 2 exons. The record is from RefSeq and is a predicted model, not a curated record.
AUGACUUCUACCAUCGCAAACAAAGCUUCAUCCAUUCCUCCAGGAAUCUACUGUCCAGUUAUCUCGCUCUACAAACCCACCGUCAGACAAGAAAUUGAUUAUGACGCGUCAUACAAAUUUUUCUCGUACCUCAUCCGCGGCGGUGUCAAUGGCCUAGUUCUUGCUGGGACCACUGCGGAGGCAGUCCUACUGUCCGCCGAAGAAAGAAAAGAAUUGGUUAAAGUUGCCAGAAAGGCGUCCAUUGAUCUCGGUCGCCCAGAGUUCACUAUUGUCGCGGGUAUCAGCGGUCAGUCGACAAACGAGUCGAUCAGACUCGCAGAGGAUGCAUUGAGUGCGGGCGCAAGCUUUGGAUUACUGCUUCCGCCGAGCUAUUGGGCCAAGGCUGUUACCAAAGAUGCUAUGCUUGGGUUCUAUCGAGACGUUGCGGACGCAACAACAUUACCAGUGGUGGUUUACAGUUUCCCUGCAAUGUGCAACGGGAUAGAUAUAAGCUCCGACACGUUAUCUGAUCUCGCGCAACACCCAAAUAUCGUUGGGGUUAAAUUGACAUGCGGCAAUGCUGGUAAGGUGACCCGACUCACGCAGGAGUAUACCCAUGCUCAGUUCGCGGUCUAUGCUGGAUCAUCGGACUGGCUCAUUCCUUGUCUUGCUGGUGGUGGCAGUGGCUGCGUCACAGGCAUUGCGAAUGUGUUUCCUAAAUGUGUUGCGCAGUUGUAUUCCUUGUGGAACCAAGAGAAGAUCAAGGAAGCGAGGGAACUACAAGGGCUAAUUGCUCAAGCUGAAAAGGCAUGCAAGGAAGGCAUUGCAGCUACCAAGUUUGGCACUGCUCACUUUGCUGGCCCUCUCGCUGGUAUAACUGAAUCGAAAUGUUUCUGGCCUCGAAAGCCAUACGCCCCUUGUGGCGAGGAGAAGUCGGCUUGGGUGGUGAAGAUAAUGCAACAUUUAGUGGAGAUAGAGCAGAGUUUGCCAGAUGCUGUUUAG